UUACACUUUGCACAAUGCAGUCUGGAAAGUACCAUUCUCCUGGCAACCACCAAACCCAAACACAUCCAUCAGAUUGCCAGACAGAGAAGCGUGAUUCAUCACUCCAGAGAAUACAUCUCCACUCCUCUAGAGUCCAGUGGCGGUUGGCUGAGUUGCUGUUGUUCCCAGUUGCUUCCACUUUGUUACAUUACCACUACCAGCUGACUGUUGAAUACUUAGCCAAAAGGAAAUUUCACAGAUGGACUUAUUGCACAGGCGGCAACCUAUCACGGUACCACGCUUGAAUUCUCUGAGCUUCUGGGAGCAAUCCAUUCUUUCAAAAAUGUUUGUAGAAGCAGUCUGCAUGCCUA
Messenger RNA from Staurois parvus, 350 nucleotides. NCBI's taxonomy places the organism in Eukaryota, Metazoa, Chordata, Amphibia, Anura, Ranidae. The record is from the annotation of a GenBank genome assembly.